This is a messenger RNA of Gadus morhua (Atlantic cod), 1068 nucleotides long. RefSeq lists its product as uncharacterized. Lineage: Eukaryota; Metazoa; Chordata; Actinopteri; Gadiformes; Gadidae. The annotation marks the transcript as partial. The record is from RefSeq and is a predicted model, not a curated record. The transcript has a single exon.
AUGCUAUCCAAUGCCCUACAGAAUCCCAGUUUACGGCAGGCCACCUACCAACUUCCCGAUGGCUCGUUUGUAACCAGAACUGAGCCAGCAGAGCAGCCAUCAACCAUCUCUCCUUCCAUGCUGUCUUCUGCUAUGCUUAACCCUAAUGUCCGAAAGGCCACCUAUCGCUUACCUGAUGGUUCUUUUAUUACCCAACCAGGACAGGAGGAGGUGGAAAUUAUUGAGAGCUCUGAGGGGAUUUUUUCUUCACCAGGGCUCUCUGGUGCUCUUUCAAAUGCUAGCAUGCGCAAAGCAAAUUUCCGGCUCCCAGAUGGCUCGCUUUUGAGAAACCAAGCUGUCCAAAAUGUCCCAGAACCACGGUCAUUUGGCCUCUCCGCCGCUCUCCAGAACAAAAAUGUGCGAUCGGCCACCUAUCGGUUACCAGACGGUACCCUUAUGGCCAGUCCUCAGCCGACUCCACAAUCUCGCAGCUUUGACCUCUCCGGUGCCUUGUCCUCAAAUGCAAACCUUCGUGGAGCCACAUAUCGUCUACCAGACGGGACACUAACAACUCGGCCUGCAGCAGAGCCUGCUGCCCAACCUCGAUCUCUGGACCUCUCCGGUGCCUUGUCUACAAAUCCGGGCCUUCGUGGAGCCACAUAUCGUCUACCAGACGGGACACUAACAACUCGGCCUGCUGCAGUAAGUCCCCCAUCUCGAAGGCUGGACCUCUCCGGUGCCUUGUCUACAAAUCCGGGCCUUCGUGGAGCCACAUAUCGUCUACCAGACGGGACACUUACAACUCGGCCUGCAGCAGAACCUGCUCCCCAAUCUCGAAGGCUGGACCUCUCCGGUGCCUUGUCUACAAAUCCAGGCCUUCGUGGAGCAACAUAUCGUCUACCAGAUGGGACACUUACAACUCGGCCUGCAGCAGAACCUGCUGCCCAACCUCGAAGGCUGGACCUCUCCGGUGCCUUGUCUACAAAUCCGGGCCUUCGUGGAGCAACAUAUCGUCUACCAGACGGGACACUAACAACUCGGCCUGCUGAAGUAGCUCCCCAAUCUCGAAAGCUGGACCUCUCCGGUGCC